Messenger RNA from Fraxinus pennsylvanica, 1167 nucleotides. The record is from the annotation of a GenBank genome assembly. Lineage: Eukaryota; Viridiplantae; Streptophyta; Magnoliopsida; Lamiales; Oleaceae.
AUGGAGAUUUGUGAAGAUAUGGAAGUAGAAGAAGGGAAAUCAAUCCCCGAUUGCAAUACUUUCAAGCGUUUCGGUCUCAAAAACUCUAUUCAGACGAAUUUCGGCGACGAUUAUGUUUUUCAAAUCGUUCCCAAGGAUGAUUGGACGGCCAUGGCGGUGUCCCUUUCGACAAACGCGGUGAAAUUAUACUCACCGCAUACUGGGCAGUACCUAGGGGAGUUUAAAGGUCAUUCUUCUGUGAUCAAUGAAAUUUCCUUCACUGGUCCAUCGACUCCGCAUGUAUUGUACUCUUCAUCUUCUGAUGGUACUAUCAGAGCUUGGGACACCCGGUCUUUCCAACAGGUCUUGUCUAUAAGCGCAGGUUCUUCACAAGAGGUGUUCAGCUUCUCAUUCGGUGGAGCUGACAACAAUCUUCUCACCGCAGGGUGUAACUCUCAGAUUUUUUUCUGGGAUUGGAGGACAAAGAAGCAGGUUGCCGUGUUGGAGGAAUCUCAUAUGGAUGAUGUUACUCAGGUCCGCUUUAUCCCUGGCCAUCAAAACAAGCUUAUUUCUGCAUCUGUUGAUGGAUUAAUGUGUCUGUUUGAUACCAGUGGAAACAUAAACGACGACGAUCAUUUGGUGUCGGUACUCAAUGUGGGAACUUCAAUUGGAAAAAUUGGAUUCCUUGGUGAGAUAAAUCAAAAACUCUGGUGUUUGACUCAUAUUGAAACCUUAAGUGUUUGGGACUGGAAUGAUGGAAGAAAUGUAGCCAACUUUGAGGACGCACGCACGUUGGCCUCUGAUAGCUGGACAUUGGAUCAUGUCGAUUAUUUUGUCGAUUGUCACUACUCAGAAGAGGAGGAUCAUCUAUGGGCUAUUGGUGGCACAAAUGCCGGCACCUUUGGAUACUUCCCCGUAAAUUACAGAAACGCGAAAGCAAUUGGAUCUCCAGAAGCUGUUUUUGAAGGUGGUCAUGCAGGGGUUGUUAGGAGUGUGGUUCCCGUGUCCAGCAUACCCGGUAGAACCAUGCAUAGCCAGGCCAUAUUCGGUUGGACGGGUGGUGAAGAUGGCCGCUUGUGUUGCUGGUCAUCAGAUGAAUCUACAGAUAUGAACCGUUCAUGGAUAUCAAGCACAUUGAUUUCAAAAUCACUAAAAACCCGAAGUAAAAGUCGGCAUAGUCCUUACUAG